Molecule: messenger RNA, 3711 nt
Organism: Danio aesculapii
Lineage: Eukaryota; Metazoa; Chordata; Actinopteri; Cypriniformes; Danionidae
Product: gastrula zinc finger protein XlCGF8.2DB
Exons: 3
Coding region: 156-1268 (370 amino acids)
Biological process (GO): regulation of transcription by RNA polymerase II
Molecular function (GO): RNA polymerase II cis-regulatory region sequence-specific DNA binding; DNA-binding transcription factor activity
Source: RefSeq, a predicted model, not a curated record
AGUGGAGUUAUGACGUCUCAAACCGGCGCCGCGCUGCUUUCCAUCUGUGAUUCGGCUGGAGAAAGGAACAGGGUCAGGAAACGCUGGUCUAGUGUCCAAACCCAGAGAAACUCCUGCUGAAGUGACACAGCUCUACGUGCCAGACUAUUAUAAAGAUGGCGUUCAUUAAAGAGGAGAGUGAAGACGUCAAGAUUGGAGGAACAUCCACAGUCAAUCAUGAAGAUCCUGAGGAAAAAACAGGUCUGAUUAUGCCGAAAGAGGAGAGAAUGAGAUUCAAUCAGAGAGUAGACUUCAGAGUCGACACAAAGAUUCACACCAGAAAGAAGCCCUACACUUGUACUCAGUGUGGAAAAGGUUUCAUGCAUAAGCGUUCUCUAAAUGGCCACAUAGGAAUUCACAGCGGAGAGAGGCCGUACACCUGCCCUCAGUGUGGAAAGGGUUUUUUAUAUAAACAUUCUCUCAGUGUCCAUACAAGAAAUCACAAUAAAGACAAGCUGUUCACCUGCGAUCAGUGUGGAAAAGGAUACAGUAUAAAAGGAAACCUUGACAUCCACAUGAGAACUCACACUGAAGAGAAGCCUUACACUUGCCCUCAUUGUGGAAAGAGUUUUGUACGUAAACACACUCUUCAUGCCCAUGUGAGAAUCCACACUGGAGAGAAGAUUUUUGCCUGCCCUCAGUGUGGAAAGAGUUUCUCUCUUCAAGGACAUCUUAAAACCCACAUGAGGAUUCACUCUGAAACAAAACCUUACAGCUGCUCUCAAUGCGGAAGGAGUUUUUACGAUAAAAAAUCACUUGAUGUGCACACAAGGAUUCACACCGGAGAGAAGCCUCACACUUGCCCUCAGUGUGGAAAGAGUUUCGUUCAUAAACACUCACUCCGAAUCCAUUCAAGAUUUCAUAGUGGAGUGAGGCUUUUAGCAUGCCAGGAGUGUGGAAGAUGUUUCAGUAUAAAGGCAAACCUUAAAGCCCACAUGAGAACUCACACUGGAGAGAAGCUGGUUACUUGCGGUCAGUGCGGAAAGAGUUUCGCUAAUCAAAGCUACCUUUCAACCCACAUGAGGAUUCACACCGGAGAGAGACCUUUCGUCUGCAAAGAGUGUGGGAAAUGUUUCCAUAAAAGAGGAAACCUUACAGCCCACAUGAGGAUUCACACCGGAGAGAAGCCUUACAGCUGCAAAAUAUGUGAAGAGACGUUCAGAUCAACACAAAUGCUUAAAGGUCACAUAAUCAUUCACACUGCUGAGAAAUCAUCCCUGUGUUGUUAGUCUGGAAUGAGUUUCAGAUGGAAAGAAACACGCAAAUGAUCACUGAUAAUGAUUCUGUGGGAACGCUUCUGCAUGUCUCUGAAGCACGUAAUGUCAAUGUUGAUGUGCAACGUCAUGUUGAGGUGACAUCAGGCCUAACAAGCUUAAAAGUGCACAGAAACAAAGCUGUGUCUACAAAUUGCUUGAAAUUGAUCCUGAGAUUGUCAGAAUGCAUUAUGAUUCUCUCUUGAAUCCAUUUUGUAACAGCUGAUGGUGCUCUAGGCUGGUGUUUAACAGCAGAUGGCGCUCUAGGCUGGUGUUUAACAGCAGAUGGCGCUCUAGGCUAGUGUUUAACAGCAUACGGUGCUCUAGGCCAGUGGUUCUCAAACUUUUAAACCAGCGACCCCCCCAUUGUAAGAUUGUCAAGAACUCGCGACCCGCCACUACCAAAGCAUAUCCAAACAAUAAAAAUAGCUUUUUUUUUAAGCUGUUCACAAUAUUUUAACUAUAUUUACUAUAGAUUACAGGGCUCGAAAUUAACAUUUUUGCUUGGUAGUACUGGUGCUCCUAACAUUAAAAAUUUAGGUGCACCAGCCAAAAUUUAGUGGCUCCCACUAAGUAUCGCUAUGUUACUACAAGUUUUAUAAACAGAUUUAUUGCAUUUGAAAUCAACAAUAAUCAAAACUAACAAGCAAAAAAUAUAUAUAUGCAUGCGUGAGGAAAAUAUGUCUCAAUGAAAUCCCGUUAUCACAAGAAAACACAUUUUUAUAGCGUAAUUGAGGGACCAAAAGAUAUCACGGACGGACCGCUCACCGGCCCUGCACGCACUGCUUGACAUGAAUUCAUUAAUGAAUCUCUUAACAAUAACUGUGCCGUGUUCUAACGCCUGGUGAUAUUGCACAGAUGCUUUUGUCAUAUACCUUAUUAUUUGCAUACUUCAUUUUAAUAGCAAUACCGGUCUUUUCAUGAGCUGCAAUAUUAGUUUAAUCUUAGUCAGUGCAAGCCCUUUUGCGAUGGUGUACGUGGUGUUAACUUCUACAUAUAGCUGCCACUUGUACGGCUGACUGCAUCUGGCGAUUAAAUGAAGGAUUAAACAACCUCUCGUGCUUAAUGUGUAGAUUCAGUGGCAAACAGUUACCUGAAAAUUCCGUCCCACAGACUUUACAGUGAAUGCUUUAGUUAUUUUCAUAGCAGACUUGAAGCCAAUGGAAGUCUUAUCCACUCUUCAAUAAGUAUAGCUGGUGGAUUAACAUUCACCACGUGAUCAGUAAUCAGAUGUGCCAUUAUUUGUAGCUUUAGGUGGUUUCUAAAACUAAAUCUGUCAGUGUUGUUUUCAUUCUCAUCUUUACAUUUUCGCGGUUGUAGCUCCUGUCAUCUGAAGACAGGAGGCGUUGACUGAGUGAUUGACAGCUGAUUUUAACCAAUCAUUCGUGUUCAGUUCUUAGAGCAGUGGGCCAAUAAGAAGAGCGCGAAGGCGGGGCAAGCGUUGAAGGCUUUGUUUACUGCGGCAAGUUGACAUGACAACAGUUUUAAACUGUUCCUGAGCGCUGUGUUCCAAGUACAAAGAUGCAUUCUGCCUGAAUGUGUCCUAAAUACUUGAAUCAGUAAUAUCUUUUUACCAAUCUGAAAAUAUUAGCUUUCACUGAUAAUACUGAAAAAUAUUUAUUAUAAUCACUGAAAAUUACACAGUUUUUAAAUCACUCUCGCGACCCCUUGAAAUUAUUCUGAGACCCCCGCUGGGGUCGCGACCCCCAGUUUGAGAAUCACUGCUCUAGGCUAGCGUCUAACAGCAGACGGCGCUCUAGACUAGUGUUUAACAGCACACAGCGCUCUAGGGUAGUUUUUAAACAAAUUAAAAUUGUUUGUAAAUAAAUUAGAGUUCCUGUCAAAAAAUCUGAUUGGUAAAAUGGUGUAAUCUAAUGAUUAUGUCUCUCUGGGAAAUCAUGUGUAAGGAGGUAAGCAGAGGACCUAAUGCUGAGCCCUGUGGCCCUCCAUACUUGCAUUCAAUGAAUGCAGGAGAGAAAGUAGGUGAUUUAGCAUGUCGUGCUAAAACCGACAUUGGCCAAAUAUCAGAGGCAGUGCUAACACAUUUGGGUAUUUUUGAAUUUGAUUGUGAGGGUAAAAAUGGGGUGAGUUGACAUAAUUUGUUGCGGUUUGGGAUCUGUGUGCUGUGUUGAAGUAUUUCAUUCAGUAAUUGUGACACUAUUAACCAGAUGGCACAGAGACACAGUAAAUAGUGGUUCAGGUCACCGGUUCCAUCUUUUUGAACUACUACCCCUUGGAGGUGUCAGAAUAGUAACAAGUAAAUAAAAGAUUGCCAAAAAGCCAUUUUGGUAGGCCUGCUGCACUCCUCUGCUAACAAAAUGUUUUGUUUUAAAAACACUGGUCUGAUGUAUGAACUUUGUGAUUGUGUUUUUAAGUGUCCGGCAUUCCACACUUUGAUUAAACAAGUGCAAGUGCAAAA